Molecule: messenger RNA, 695 nt
Organism: Mesitornis unicolor (brown roatelo)
Lineage: Eukaryota; Metazoa; Chordata; Aves; Mesitornithiformes; Mesitornithidae
Gene: HMG20A
Product: high mobility group 20A
Exons: 6
Biological process (GO): regulation of gene expression
Cellular component (GO): nucleus
Source: RefSeq, a predicted model, not a curated record
UAUGGAGAACUUGGUGGCUGGUUCCACCCUUCCUCCGCUUUUUGUAGAUGAAGAUGGAUCUAAGGAAGGUAGUGAAAUUACUGUUACUGGAUUAGCUCAUUCUGAGAGUUCAUUCAGUGGUGGAACUUCACAGUCUGUGAAUAACCCAGAUUCAGUGGAGGAUUUAUCACAGGGUCAACAGCUGCAAAAUGAGUCCUCUAAUACUGCUGAAAACACAGAGCAGAAGCCUGAGGAGGAGCAGCAAAGAACUAAACGAGGAGGCUGGGCCAAAGGGAGAAAGAGGAAGAAACCCCUUAGGGACACCAAUGCCCCCAAAUCUCCCCUCACAGGGUAUGUGCGAUUCAUGAAUGAGCGUAGAGAGCAGCUUCGAGCGAAGAGGCCUGAAGUCCCUUUCCCAGAGAUCACCAGGAUGCUGGGCAAUGAAUGGAGUAAACUGCCUCCUGAGGAGAAACGGCGAUACCUUGAUGAAGCAGACAGAGAUAAGGAGCGUUAUAUGCGGGAGCUGGAGCAGUAUCAGAAGACUGAAGCCUACAAAGUCUUUAGCAGGAAAGCACAGGACAGACAAAAAGGCAAAUCACACAGACAAGAUGGAGCAAGACAGCCAGCCCAUGAUCAUGAGAAGGAAGCAGAUACAAAGGAGAGAUCUGUUUUUGAUAUUCCAAUCUUCACGGAAGAGUUCCUGAAUCAUAGUAAAG